GUGUGUUCUGUCCAAAGUUCAGCGUAAGUGAAAAUAUCAGACUGACAGACGGAGUCUGUAAAAUGGAGGCUAAAGCUUUGAUUCCUGAGGACGAACUCUGUUGCUCUGUAUGUUGUGAUAUUUUUAAAGAGCCUGUUGUCCUCCUGUGCAGCCACAGCUUUUGUAGAGAGUGUCUGAAGCAGUACUGGGAAAAGAAGAGCUCUCGAGAGUGUCCCAUCUGCAGGAGAAAGAGCUCUGUGGAGGAACCUCCGGUAAACCUGGCCUUAAGAAGCAUUGUGGAGUCCUACUUAAAGCAGAAGACUGAGAGAGAAACUACAGACAAGAGUGACGCUCACUGUCCUCUUCAUGGGGAGAAACUUCUAUUAUUCUGUGAACAUGACAAAGAGCCUCUCUGUGUCAUCUGUCAGACUUCAAAAAAACACAGAUACCACCCGGUCUGUCCAGUGGAAGAGGCUGCACUGGAGCUGAAGGAGGAACUCAAGCCUGCACUUAAUCUUAUUAAAGAAAAACUGAAGAGGUUUACUGAGGUUGAACAAGAAUGUAAGAAAACAGCAGAACAUAUCAGGAGUCAGGCCCAGCACACAGAGAAGCAGAUAAAGGCAGAGUUUGAGAAGCUUCACCAGUUCCUGCGAGAGGAAGAGGAGGUCAGACUAGCUGCUCUGAGGGAGGAAGAGGAGCAGAAGAGUCAGAUAAUGAAGGAGAAGAUGGAAAACAUCACAGGGCACAUCUCCACUCUUACAGACAAAAUCACAGCUAUAGAGAAGGCCAUGGACACUGAAGACACCUCCUUUUUACAGAGCUACAAGAACAUCAAGGAAAGAGUCCAGUGCACACUGCAGGAUCCAGAGCUGCUCUCAGGGGCUCUGAUAGAUGUGGCCAAACACCUGGGCAACCUGAAGUUCAGAGUCUGGGAGAAGAUGCAGGAGAUGGUGCAGUACACUCCUGUGGUGCUGGACCCCAAUACUGUACGUGCCACUGUCUCUCUCUCUGAUGAUCUGACCACUGUGAGACACACAGGUACAGACCAGAAAUAUCCUGCCAACCCAGAGAGGUUUACCUUCACUGUGAGUGUGCUGGGAUCUGAGGGCUUUACCUCAGGGAAACACAGCUGGGAGGUGAAGGUUGGGAAUAAACCUGAGUGGGAUAUAGGAGUGGUGAAAGAGUCCAUCUGUAGGAAGGGACGUCUAACAUACACCCCAAAGAGAGGAUUCUGGGUCUUAAUGCUGAGGAAUGGUGAUGAGUACCUUGCAUCUGGAGUUACUGACCUCACACUGAAGAGGAAACCCCAGAGCAUCAGAGUGCAGCUGGACUAUGACAGGGGGGAGGUGUCCUUCUUCGACUCCAGUGACACGUCACUCAUUUACACUUUUAAAGACACAUUUACUGAGACAGUGUUCCCAUACUUCUCUCCAUAUUUGAAAGGAGAUAAGAAUGACAGACCCCUGCAAAUAUGCCCACUGACAGUUUCUGUAAAACCAGUGACGGUAUUUGUUUUUUUAAAAAAUAGAUGGUGUACUUUUAAGGAAUGUUUGUUGUUUCUAAUCUGCUUCAGCAUACCUUACCUGGUUGCUGACUUGGGUACACUGGAGUUGACUUACUGGAGAUGUGAAUUGACCAAAGGGAGCUGGUUGAUGGCCUACCAAAACCAAAUGGAAGGCAGGCACACACAGAGCAAUAACAGUGGCCAUUUGGUUAAUGUAAUCAGCCUCAGUAUGCAUGAAUACUGAUUUGGGACAGACCAGAGGAAGUGCAAAGGGGGAUGUUUUAAUAGUCAGUCAGAAGAGAGCAGACAUGCAUACAGAGCUAACAGUUACUGCUUUAUUUCCUGCAACUUCAUUUCUAGAUUUUGUUCUGGAAAAGGGAUACAAAGCUGGUGCUUGAACAACACUGUAUUGUAACUUACCUGCGUUGCUUUUACCUUGUUCUUUCAUGCUGUAGAGGAUACUCUUUUUGCUUGUUAAUAGAAAUUGGUAUUGAUCUAAACUUUUGAACUGCAAAUAUUACUUCAUACGUAAAGAGUACUGUAGAGGAAAUUCAUUUAAUAAUUAUGAUGAAUUAAUUUAGUAUGUUUUGGGUUUUGCUUUGAUCUGAAUCACAAGACAAAACAUUUCAUGUAAUUUUUAUACAUAAGUCAAAUGUGCUUUUUAUCAGUUUUUAUUCGUUUUCCAUUGUAAUUGAAAAAAAACAAAUUGGUGUACAAUCAGUCUUGGUAACAUAAAAACAGAAAUAUAAAACAUUCAAAUAAAAUUUGAUAUAAUGUCAAUAAUAUAAAUACAGAUGCACUCUUCUGGUUAAAUCAAAUUAUUUUAUAUAUGAUCGAUUUCAUUCUUGGCUAUAUGGGUUUAUAUUGCAGUGUACAAGCUUGAAAUGCAUCAUGAGCUCUCAUUAGUUUUAUACUAGCAGUCUCCUGUGCUCUUUCAUUCCUGGGUGGAUAAGUUAGUGUAUAAGCUUGAAAUGUUUGCGUAUCGUGAGCUCUAGUCAGAUUGAUUGCAUCAGUUUCCUGUGCUUUUCGGAUUUUACUUUACAGAUGCAGUGAAGAAUAAAUUCACCCUGUCAGCUCCAUGCUGUAGGAUUUUCACCUGAGCCUUCAGUAGCCUCACCUGCACACCUGCCAUUGGUGUAACGGUGUGGG
Messenger RNA from Anguilla rostrata (American eel), 2632 nucleotides. RefSeq names its product E3 ubiquitin-protein ligase TRIM35-like. Gene Ontology annotation, biological process: protein ubiquitination. The transcript is spliced from 6 exons. The record is from RefSeq and is a predicted model, not a curated record. The coding region runs from base 63 to 1727 and encodes 554 amino acids. Gene Ontology annotation, cellular component: cytoplasm. Gene Ontology annotation, molecular function: protein binding; zinc ion binding; ubiquitin protein ligase activity. Lineage: Eukaryota; Metazoa; Chordata; Actinopteri; Anguilliformes; Anguillidae.